This is a messenger RNA of Chanos chanos (milkfish), 1737 nucleotides long. It is a transcript of the gene ogfr, whose product is annotated as opioid growth factor receptor. Lineage: Eukaryota; Metazoa; Chordata; Actinopteri; Gonorynchiformes; Chanidae. Gene Ontology annotation, cellular component: membrane. The transcript is spliced from 7 exons. The record is from RefSeq and is a predicted model, not a curated record. Gene Ontology annotation, molecular function: opioid growth factor receptor activity. The coding region runs from base 1 to 1713 and encodes 570 amino acids.
AUGGAAGACGACCUAGUAUGCGAGUAUGAUUCCACUUGGGACACAGAGAGUGAUGGAGACGACCUGGGGGAUAGCGCAGGAAGGCGCCCAAUUCAAGAUAAAAAUAAAAAAACAAGACCUGGCUUUCGCCUCUAUUCCUCCUCUAGAAACUUACGAGCAGCUAAGGAUAUGCAGAACUACCGACAUGGCUAUCCAAAUAUCAAUGAGGAGGAAUGUCCAGAAGAAAGAAUGACUAAUUUAAAAUUCUACCUAAAUGAAAUUACCUCAUCCCCUGAUGAGGUUUCCAUAGAGGUGUUUCAUAAAGAAUGGAAAACUGACUACAAACGAUUAGAGAGAGUCCAUUCCUACAUUCAAUGGCUGUUUCCGCUAAGAGAGCCAGGGGUGAAUUACAUGGCCACCGAACUCACCAAGAAGGAAAUUCAGGCGUUCAGAGAGAGUGAAGUAGCUAAACGGAGGCUUGUCGAUUCCUACGAGCUCAUGUUGGGUUUUUAUGGCGUUCAGCUGCUGAAUAGAGAGACUGGCGAGGUCAAACGAGCAGAGAACUGGAGAGAGCGUUUCGCCAACUUAGAGCGAAACAUGCAUAAUAACCUUCGUAUCACCCGCAUUCUGAAGAGCCUUGGGGAGCUGGGUUUCGAGCAUUACCAGGCCCCUCUCGUGCGAUUUUUCUUGGAAGAAACCCUUGUCAGGAAAACCCUUAACAGUGUAAAACGCAGUGUACUUGACUACUUCGUGUUUGCUGUACGAGACAAACGCGAACGAAGGAAGCUGAUCCGCUAUGCCUUCCAGCACUUUGAACCCAAGGACAAGUUCGUCUGGUGUCCCAGAAAGAUCCAGAAACGUUUCAAGAAAAAGUCAGAAAAGAGGCAAGAUUCAACAGGAGGAACUGGCGAGGGUGGUGCCUCUGAUGAGGGGCGGUCCCGGGGUAAAACGAAAGAAGGAGAAGCCGGGAAGGAUCAGAAUGAAGAAAGGCCAGGGGAGGAUGUCAUAAAUACAAAGAAACAAACUACAGUUAACUCAACAAUGAGUGUAGAUGUUAACCUGCAACUAGUGGGGUCACAAGUAGACCCUGAGUCCCCCUGUGAAGGCUCUUCAGUCGACCCGUUACCUCUCAAUAAUGGUAACACCACUGACAACGGGGAGAUGGAGUAUUCUGGUAGUGCUGAAUUCAGUCGCAUGAAAACCCAGGAUGGAAACGGAGAUGAAUUCAAAGAGAGACCACAGUCAGACGCAGAAGUUGAAGAGUCAGGCAAUGUGGGAAUGCCGAAAGUUCCGGUAUCUGAUGAAGAGAAGCCAAAGGAGGAAAAUGAGGAAGAAGGUAUGGUCAAGACAAGCAACGGGUCCUCAGAGCACAGCAGCUGUCAAGAUCAGAGCAGGAGCACUGUCCAUCCCAGAGAGAACCAUCCAAGUCCUAAAGAUCACAGUGUGCAUGGAAGCCCGGUAGUCAGAAAAACGGAAAAGACGGUGACGGGGAGUCCCAAGCAUGUUUCUCCUUCGUCCUCCUUAGAUGAGCGAGCGGAAAAGCUCCCCAGGACCAAUUUUAGCAACUCUUUACCCACCACCAAGGAGAAGGAAGAGACAGUAGAAAUGAUGAACACUGGACCUACAGAGAGUCAGGAAAGUGACAAGGUGCAAAAUGAAAAUCAGACAAAUGGUUCAGCUAAUGAAGAGCCAAUGGAGGUUGAACCUGGUCAAUGUAGACCUGGCCGUCAGUGACAUCUGAAUGUGUCAGAGCGAGGA